Messenger RNA from Cryptosporidium muris RN66, 1554 nucleotides. RefSeq lists its product as uncharacterized. Gene Ontology annotation, cellular component: nuclear pre-replicative complex. Lineage: Eukaryota; Apicomplexa; Conoidasida; Eucoccidiorida; Cryptosporidiidae. The transcript has a single exon. The coding region runs from base 1 to 1554 and encodes 517 amino acids. Gene Ontology annotation, molecular function: protein binding. The record is from RefSeq and is a predicted model, not a curated record. Gene Ontology annotation, biological process: DNA-templated DNA replication; rRNA processing.
AUGGAUAUAGUGACGCUUGUAUCUACUCAACAUGGUCUGUACUCUUUAGAUGUUAAUAAUGGACACUUAUGUAAAGGCUACAAAGAUAGUACGACUUCAAGAGCUGGGGUCUCGUAUUUUGGGGAGUCUUACAGCUAUAUAGCAGCUUUUCAGCAAAACAAAGCUGUUUUACACAUAUGGAAUACAACAAAAAGCGAGCCAAUAUAUAAGGCUGCUAUGCCAGAAGUAAUUACAAGCUGUACAUUCCAAAAAGAUGGAGGAGUACUAUAUGCUGGUGGUACAACAGGAACACUCUAUGUCUGGGUAAUGAGUACUGGGCACCUUGCUAAAUGCUGGCUAAGUCAUUUUAAGUCAAUCAACAAAAUAAUAUUAAUAAGAAAUGAUUCAUUACUCGUUACUUCUGCUGAUGAUGGAUACAUACAGGCUUAUUACUUAUCCGACAUUUUUAGUAAUAAGAAUAUUCCAAGUCCCCUUGCGAGAUGGCCAAUACAUUGCUUGCCUGUUAGGGACUUCGUUCCAAGAAACUUAGCUAGUAAUUUGUUUGACUUCUUUCUUAUAAGUAUAGGGAGUGACAGAACUAUUAAUGUAUUGAGUUUUCAAAAAAAUCGACCUCUUGCAACGGUGGUUUUACCUUAUUUACCUAGUUGUUGUGAAAUUAGUUACUGCGAUAACUAUGUUAUAAUUGGAACCAAUAAUGGAGAAAUAAAUAUUAUUGAAACUGAAAACAUUAAAAAUUCUGAUUCAUCAGCUACUUUGAAGUUGAUUGGUCAUACAGGCACUGUUAAGGCUUGUCGACUUGCGAGUAAUCGUUUGGUAUCAUCUGCCAAUGAUGGUAUUAGAAUCUGGGAUAUUACUUCUCAAACAAGUCUCUUACAUCUACCACAAUUUGGAGCUUCAAUUAUCUCAAUUAUAAAUUCUUCUUUGCAAUACAAAGACAAUGAAAACUACACUCUAUAUUUCAGGCCAUUUCAAAAGAUUUUGACAAAUAUUGAGUGUAUGAAUGAAGUAAAUAUAACAUUGAAAUCAAGAAAGCUCAAUUUAAUAAGGAAUAUCAACGACAGUCUAAUAAAUCGUGAUUUCCAUUCUUAUUAUUAUGCAACUGUUGCUAUGAUAAGAAGAAAGCUUACUGACAACUUAGAUUUAGAUCGAAGUACAGGCAGAGGAACUACAAAUAAGUUAAGGAAUGUUCCAAGAAUACUGAUACAAUCAAUACUACAGAGACAUAUAGAUAUAGAAAUGAUAAAAAGUAAAAGUAUAGAUAUAGCAAUGAACAGUGUAGGGACAGGUUUGUUUGAAAAUAAAAUACACCCCUACAAUAUGUUAAAUCAAACUCAAAAAGUAAAUACUAAGCAUGUAGGACAGUUACAAGUGGAUAAAAAGACCUCAAUAAAAAAAAAAGAUAUCACGAAAGUGCAGAAAAACAGGGGGAAAUUAAGAAACUUGUCAAAGGUUAUUGUUAUGUCUUGUUAUAGAUUGUCUAGGGGGUGGAUUAAUUCAAUAAAAUAUAAGCAUAUUCUUCGAAAGGGAGGUAGACAACAAGCUUCCGUGGCUUAG